Molecule: messenger RNA, 4333 nt
Organism: Oncorhynchus kisutch (coho salmon)
Lineage: Eukaryota; Metazoa; Chordata; Actinopteri; Salmoniformes; Salmonidae
Product: ras and EF-hand domain-containing protein
Exons: 17
Coding region: 1523-3265 (580 amino acids)
Molecular function (GO): GTPase activity; GTP binding
Source: RefSeq, a predicted model, not a curated record
AGCGUCGUUUGAGAGGCAAGAACUUUCUAAAUAGGAAGUGCGAUCAUCGCUUUCUUUAUUUUGGUCCACGUUGAAAGUUUCAGGGCUAAUAUCUUAAUCUUUUGGAUGUAAAAAGGAACCUGGGAACAAAACAGACCAUUUACUGAGAUAUGAAAACUCCUAGACAGACCAUUUACUGAGAUAUGAAAACUCCUAGACAGACCAUUUACUGAGAUAUGAAAACUCCUAGACAGACCAUUUACUGAGAUAUGAAAACUCCUAGACAGACCAUUUACUGAGAUAUGAAAACUCCUAGACAGACCAUUUACUGAGAUAUGAAAACUCCUAGACAGACCAUUUACUGAGAUAUGAAAACUCCUAGACAGACCAUUUACUGAGAUAUGAAAACUCCUAGACAGACCAUUUACUGAGAUAUGAAAACUCUUAGACAGACCAUUACUGAGAUAUGAAAACUCUUAGACAGUCUCUGUGGCCUCAUCACUACUGACUUGUGGUGCCUGGUCUCAUCGCUCACCAUGACCCAAACCGGCCAGGCCGAGGAGUGAGACAGCCAUGUCUGAUUCUACCUUGUUCAGAGCCACCAGAAUACUCUGCAGAAGUAUAUCUAGUGACAUGGAGGAGUCUGAGGCCAAGGGCAGAGGAGGAGCUGUCCCCAUGAGGAAGAGUUCAGACAGGAGGGGUUCUGACUGGGGAAGCAUCGCCAUGCUGGAUAAGACCAAGGAAUUCUUCCAGACCUGCGAUGUGGAGGGCAAAGGCUUCAUCACACGCACCGAUAUGAGGAGGCUUCACAGAGAACUACCCCUCACUGCUGAAGAACUGGAUAAUGUCUUUGACUCCCUGAACACUGACCAGAACGGCUACCUCACCCUCGAAGUGUUCUCAUCAGGAUUCAGUCAGUUCCUGCACAGCCGGAGGAUCUCUGUAGCGAGGACGCAGCACCCGCCCUCCCCACUUCUAGGAAGCCCUCAGAAGCCCUGUACCAGAGCCAAUGGGAUGAGAGGUUGACUGGAGGGUGGGAGGAUGAGGAGGAGAGUCACUUCUGUAUGCUGCUGGAGAGCCUAGGGGCCAGCAACGUGUUCCAGGAGUGGGUGGAGUUAACCGCACCUCACAUUAUUACUUACUUUAUUACUAUACAAUAUUACAUAUGCAACAUUACAAUAUUGCACCUUGUAUGUAUUCCCCAAAUAUCUUUGUUUGGGGUUGUUGCCUCAUCUUGGAAAGUGUGGGGUUGAACUUUCAACUUACCCCUCUACGCUUUUGGACCCCUGUGUCUUUACAGUGAUUCCAAUGGUUUCUGAUAUAGUGGAGGUCAACCGGUAAGUUGAAUGUGACCGGUCCCUGUAGUUUUAUCAGAACUCUACCCUCUGUCUUUGUCUCUCUCCCCCCUCCUCCAGUCCAGGCGAGGUGCGCAGCUUGUGGGCCCAGCUGAGGAGGGACGAGCCUCACCUCCUGUCGAAACUUUGAGGAAUUCCUGGCCAGAGUCACCUUCCAGAUCAAAGAGGCCAAAGAGGAGAGGAGGGAGAUGGAGAGCGCCCUCCAGAGGAAAGCAGCCACACACGACAGUGAGAUCCGCGGUCUGUAUGAAGAAAUGGAGCAACAAAUGAAAAGCGAGAAGGACCGGCUGCUCCUCCAGGACUCGGAGCGCCUCCAGUCUCGUAGUCACGACCUGGAGCACCAGCUGUCCAGUAAGGAGAGAGAGCUGGAGCAGCUCUUCCAGAAACAGAGGAGGUUGGAUCUCCAGUGUCGCGACCUGAGCAGUGAGCAGCAGGAGAGCCGGGUGGAGAAUGUCAAGCUGAAGAUGACCAACGAGGAACUGAGCAGAGAGCUGGAGAGCACCUGUCAGGAACUGUCCUUGGCCCAGGAACAACUGACCAUGCUGCAGGACCAGGCUUCCCGCCUGCACCAGGAGAGAGAGAUGGAAAUGUACCGAGUCACUGAGGGACUACAGAGAGAGAAACAGAGUCUGAUGAAACAACUAGACCUUCUCAGAGAGAUGAACAAACAUUUAAAAGAUGAGCGAGACAUAUACUGUGCUGAGAACCCCAGGAAGUCCCUCAAACAGAAGCAGAGAGCCGGCUUGGUCAAUCUGUUCGCGGACACCAGCCAGCAGCCGGUUAAAAGCGAGGACGAUGUUGACACCGCUUGUCCACCACGUUCGCCGAAAACCAACUACGGCCUGGCCAACGGCUACCACGACUCCAACACCUCGUCUCCAACCCAAGUGGUUGAGGUGGAGGCGCAGGAGGUGAGGGUGAAGGAGAGGCUCUCCAAGUUCGAGUCAGAGAAGACCCUCGCCCCCACCCAGAACGAAAGGGACAGGCAUACAGAGUACCAGAGUAAGCCGGAGGUUGGGGGCGAUGGGCUGGACGGUCCCCCAGAUGGGUGGCCUCUCCGUCGGGUUAUCUCCAUCGAGGAGGACCACCUCCCCCACCUGCUUCAUGGAGGGCCCCAGCCCCUGCUGCACCAGCUCAGUGAGGAAGACGAGGAGGAGGAAGAGGCUCAAGGGAAGGAAGAUCUGGAGAGUAGUAUCUUAGUCGCCCCUGUUCCUUUACCUGUCCCAGUCACGACAGUGUCCCCCUUCAAACACCGAGGUAGUUUCAGCAGAAUCAGAAAUAUCCCCUCGUCACCUCGAGGGCAGCCCGUCGGCAAGGAGACCCAAAAUAGGGUGAAGGAGAGGGCCGUUCCUGCCCCAGACCGCCUGUUUAAGGUGGUUCUGGUGGGCAACUCCAGUGUGGGCAAGACUUCCCUGCUGCGCACCUUCUGUGACGGCCGCUUCCACCCCUCCAGCCCCGCUACUGUGGGGAUUGACUACAGUGUGAAGACUCUAAUGUUGGACAACACCCAGGUAGCCAUGCAGCUGUGGGACACGGCCGGGCAGGAGAGGUACCGCAGCAUCACCAAGCAGUUCUUCCGUAAGGCAGACGGCGUGGUGGUCAUGUACGACAUCACGUUGCUGGACAGCUUCAAGGCCGUGCGACCCUGGCUCAUCAACGUCCAGGAGGCUGCGGGAGUGGGCAUUCCCAUCCUGCUCCUGGGCAACAAGAUGGACGCGACGUCCGAGAGGGAGGUACCACUUAAAGAUGCAGAGACUCUGGCCCACGACACCCGUGUGAUAUUCUAUGAGGUCAGUGCUUACACCGGCUACAACGUGACAGAGGCCAUGAUCCACCUGGCCAGAGUGCUGAAAGAGCAGGAGGAUCGGGUGAGAGACACGUUUGUCUUCCUGGAGGUCCUGCCCGUCAAGAAGAAAGCCUGCUGCAAGUGAAGACACUCUGACAGAAUAGAGAGAGAGCAUUUGGAAUGGCUAGAGACUCCUGAUAACAAGUGAAGACACUCUGACAGAAUAGAGAGAGAGCAUUUGGAAUGGCUAGAGACUCCUGAUAACAAGUGAAGACACUCUGACAGAAUAGAGAGAGAGAGCAUUUGGAAUGGCUAGAGACUCCUGAUAACAAGUGAAGACACUCUGACAGAAUAGAGAGAGAGAGCAUUUGGAAUGGCUAGAGACUCCUGAUAACAAGUGAAGACACUCUGACAGAUAGAGAGAGAGCAUUUGGAAUGGCUAGAGACUCCUGAUAACAAGUGAAGACACUCUGACAGAAUAGAGAGAGAGCAUUUGGAAUGGCUAGAGACUCCUGAUAACAAGUGAAGACACUCUGACAGAAUAGAGAGAGAGAGCAUUUGGAAUGGCUAGAGACUCCUGAUAACAAGUGAAGACACUCUGACAGAAUAGAGAGAGAGAGCAUUUGGAAUGGCUAGAGACUCCUGAUAACAAGUGAAGACACUCUGACAGAAUAGAGAGAGAGAGCAUUUGGAAUGGCUAGAGACUCCUGAUAACAAGUGAAGACACUCUGACAGAAUAGAGAGAGAGAGCAUUUGGAAUGGCUAGAGACUCCUGAUAACAAGUGAAGACACUCUUCAAUCUAACUCUUUCUCUGUGCUCUCGGAGCCAAAUCCUAACUUUGUGACAUUUGUUAAUCAAUGUCUCAAAUUAGGAUGGCUCUUCUUUCAGUACCUGUUUUUGUUAAAGGCAAAGAGCCCAGUUGAGCUGGAUCCUAGUGGAUUUAGCUCUAGUCUACAUUACAACCCUUUUUCUGUUGUUAUGUGGACCUUCUGACUGUUAUGAGCAAUAGACAUGUGUUCUACUGUAGAACUAAUGGUAUAUUUGGUCAAUUUAAAAAGUGGAUCAAUCAUUUCAAUGUAUAGAAUGACAGUUUUUCUUUAGUUGUGAUUAUGUUGUUAAUCAAAACACAGAAUGGCUAUGUAAAUAAGAGCUUGAUUAAGUUGGUAGUUUGUUACAAAAUAUUGAUUGUCAUAAAUUUGAUUAAAAUACUGA